Molecule: messenger RNA, 1774 nt
Organism: Sitodiplosis mosellana (orange wheat blossom midge)
Lineage: Eukaryota; Metazoa; Arthropoda; Insecta; Diptera; Cecidomyiidae
Exons: 2
Coding region: 379-891 (170 amino acids)
Source: RefSeq, a predicted model, not a curated record
ACCGUUCGACCAGAGUCAGAUGACUGGAAGGAUUUUGGGAGAGUGUGGCAGAAAGAAGGCAUAGCGAAUCAUUUCUUUCACCUAUUCCAUUGACACGGAUCAUGCGCAACCGAACGUAUAUUCAAUUAUUGCCAAAAUUGUGUAAAAUUACUAGGCUGCAUAUCGGAACGUCCCUCGAAAAAACAUAAAAAUGAAACCAAAAAUCCAACGAAUUUAAUUUCAAUAAAGUUUUCCAUCAAAUUUAUCAACUAUUCCGUGAUUAAAUCACAUGUGAUUUGCAUUUCCAAUUGAAAUUCCUCCGAUUUAUUGCAUAUUUGACAUUUUAACGAGGGACACAAUUUUCAUUCGAAACUAGUUCAAAUAAAUUAGAAUGUACAAAUGUUUAUCAUCUUAUAUUUGAUGUAUUUAUUUAAUUCAGCUGAGACACAAUCACUCACAAAUACGAUUCAUAAGACGCAAGCAGCUGCAGAGCGUCCAAAUGAUUUGUGGUGUUAUCAAUGCCAUUCGAUGGAAUUUGGUGACACAUGUGUCGAGAAUAUCACAGCCAAUUACUCGAGUUUCUUGAAAAAGUGCAAAGAUGAUGAGUUUAUCUGUAUGGUACAGAAGUUUUCAUACACAACCAGCACUGAGAAUGCGACAUCCAGUCAGAAAUUGUGGUCACUCGAACGACGAUGUACUUCGAAUUGUGAGGCGGGCUGUAUUGUAAUCGGCGAACGUACCAAAUUGUAUGCGUGCACAUCAUGCUGUAAAACAUCGUAUUGCAAUACGGAUAAAGGAGCGGCCAAACUAUCAAUUGUACCCAAUAAUCCGAUCGAAACAUUACUCAUUAGCAUAUUCAUCAUGAUAGUCGCCAAAUUGCUAGCCACACCAAAUCAUUACAACACUUGUUGACAACGUCCUGGAGUCUGUGUGGUGUAAUGCGUGCGAUGAUGAUUCAGUCGAAACACUCAUGCGUCAUCAUCAAUAAUAUAUUGCUUGUGACCGGAAUCAAGUGUAAAUAAUUUAUUUAUUAAUUGAUAAGCGUGAAUUGAUGAUUCAUGCCGAGUGAUAUAUAGAUUCGGAACUGCAGCGUAUUUAAGAAAAGUCGAAGGAAAAAUGAUGUAGAAACGAAAGAAAACGAUAUCAGGUUUUAACGGUUGAUUUUUUUUUUUGCUGAAAAGAGCAAAACACACCGCCGGUUUUCCGAUGAGCCAUCACAUAUUCGAUCAUUUUAAAUGUUAAGUAGAUUUUACCUCUCGCCAAAAAUACAAAAAAAAAUCAAUUCUUCCUUGUUUUGUUCAGUGACAAUUGACACAAUUCGUUGUUGAUUUUCCAUGAAAUGCAUUUUAUUGAAUAUUAUUCCGCUCGGAUAGUGAUAGCUUGAAGGAAAAAAACACACAUUGCUCUAUGAACCGUAGAUAUGAAGUUCUUUUUUUUGUUCUUUAUGAAUAUAAUAGUUGAAAAGUAUAUGAAUUGUUCCCAGUUUCAACGAUACAAUUAUGAAACAUUUCCUUUUCGAACUGUCCGAUAUUUUAAGUCAUACUUAUUUUUACUCAUUUCACUCAACAAAAACAAAAAACGAUGGAAUAUUCUUUAAGGAAAAACGUUUUAUUCCUCCUGUUAUAUGAAUUGACUUGUGUAAGUAUUCUAAUUGACCGAAUACGUGUUCAAUUUAUUGAGGGCUUUCGAUCCGACAACUACAUUUAAAUCUGCCAACAACCAACAAAAAUUCAAACUAAAAACUAUCCAAAUCAUUGAACAUGUAGUAAUUAAACGCGAUAUAUUUAAAAUGAAA